UACAUAAACGCAAAGUUCUUGCUUAGGGUUAGCGAGUUUUUCGCCAUCAUGUCGUACAUUGUGGAGCGAUUAGAAGAAAAAGCUAGGUUUAAAAACGAAAGCGAAGCCGAACUGAUUCGAGAGAGACUCGAAAUACUUGUAGACAGCAUUGUAACCCAAAUGGAAAAGCACGACAGCCGAUUUCAGAGUACAUUGGUCAAAAGCGGAAGUGUUUACGAAGGAACGAAAGUUUGCAAGCCGAAUGAAUUCGACUUCAUGGUAAAGAUAACCCCUCUUACAGACAAACCAUCAAUCUUGCAGAGCUCCUGUGCGAAG
Messenger RNA from Pocillopora meandrina, 315 nucleotides. The record is from the annotation of a GenBank genome assembly. Lineage: Eukaryota; Metazoa; Cnidaria; Anthozoa; Scleractinia; Pocilloporidae.